Monoraphidium neglectum is the source of this 789-nucleotide messenger RNA. RefSeq lists its product as hypothetical. Lineage: Eukaryota; Viridiplantae; Chlorophyta; Chlorophyceae; Sphaeropleales; Selenastraceae. The record is from RefSeq and is a predicted model, not a curated record. The transcript is spliced from 8 exons. Gene Ontology annotation, molecular function: RNA helicase activity; nucleic acid binding; ATP binding. Bases 1 to 789 code for a protein of 262 amino acids.
AUGGCGGACGGGGACGACGAGGUGCCGGCCGGCUUCGGCGGCGCGGCGGCCGUCGCUGUCCCCCCUCCCAAGGAAGGCGAUGACAAGGAGGAGAAGAAAGGCGAGGUGGCUGACGAGCAGGCGGACAAGCUCGCCGCUGAGCUGGAGCAGGGCGCCAAGGUCGACGAGGGCGAGAACGCCCCCGACGCGCCUGACCUGAGCCUGAGGCUGAGCAACCAGCUGGUCAACCCAGAGACUGAGAUCAAGUCCAUCACACAGGACGCCAUAUAUUCGAGCGCCCAAAGGUUUGAGGACCUGCCGCUGUCACCGGAGCUGCUGCAGGGCCUGUACAGCGAGAUGAAGUUUGACCACCCCAGCAGCAUCCAGGCCUCCACCCUGCCCAUGAUCCUGCAGCCGGACCAGCAGGGGCAGUACAGGGACCUCAUAGCACAGGCCCACAACGGCAGCGGCAAGACCACCUGCUUUGUGCUGGCCAUGCUGAGCAGGGUCGACCCCGCACUGCAGGUGCCCCAGGCGCUCUGCAUGUGCCCCACGCGCGAGCUGGUGCUGCAGAACCUCCACGUGCUACGCCGCAUGGCCAAAUAUACCACCAUCAAGGCUGUCAGCACGGCCGACGAGGGCGGCGGCGGCGGCGGGCCUGGCGGGCGCCGCGUCGCGCGGCGAGCCAAGCUUACGGAGCAGGUGGUCAUCGGCACCCACGGCCGCUGCAAGAACUGGGUGAGCUGCAACCAGGCCCUGCGCUGCUGCCGGCUUGUUCUGGGACGAGGGCGGGGGAUGGGGGAUGGUUGA